UGUAAAAAUACCUGUCACGACUCUUGGUGACAAAGUCUUAAGUUCUCCUAAUUGUACUGUAGCUUGUUGCUUAGGUUCAUGAUAGAAAGAAAUGCUAAAUUUCAGUUAUAGAUUAGUGAACCUUCUCCCCCGACCUAUCCAGGUUCAUAGGUGGCUGAAAUCUUAACAUGGACUCCAGAUAAAAAACUGAAUUGGAGAAUGCUUGGAUCCUUUCUAGCUCUGUGAUUCUGUGAGACUCUGACUCUGAUCCUGGAGGGUCCUGCGGGGAGGGAGAGGGACCCUGUGCUCUGAGGAUAUUGACCCUAGGACAGGCCUACCUAAGGGCCUUUCAAGCCUCAGCCUUGCUUUCCUGUAUGGCUCUGUUCUAGACGUUUCAGAGAAACUGGCUGGCUGCUCCCGGCAGGAGCCUUUGCCCUCACUGAUCAAUGGCUGCCUCGGCAGAUUUAUUGACCCAGCCCUUUGUUUUCGGGAAACAGCUGCCUUUCUCUUGUUAACUCCAGAUAGCCUGUUCCCGACCAGGAUGCCUUCUGUGCAUUGGAGUCAGCACUAGGGCAAGAAGGACAUCAGGAGCAGAGUAGCAUCCUACGGAUCAAAGGGCAUCCUCCAAAGGCCAGAAGCUAUGCCAGGCCCUUUCAUCUGGCUCCUUCAUCAGCCGGCAGCAAAGGAGUGAGGCUUCUAACCAGAAACUCCCAUUUGGAUAGACAUGGAUGCACAGAGCCCACGCUAAGCAGUCUUAUGGGCAAUGGAGGGUUCCACUUCGCUGAGAGGAGGAGAAAGACCCGGAAGACUGCAGUUCUGCCUUGGCCAUCGGAGUCUGGGCCCCACCUGCCUCCCUGGCUGCACAUUCAGGUCACUCCCCUUCCUGCUUUCCUCCUCCAUAAAAUGAGGGUGGGUAUGAACUGAAACCUCAAUGGGCCUGGCCCUUCCAGCACUUGUGGAUUCUAAAACAGAGAAGGAAUCUGGGGCAGAUGGGCAGAGGAGGGAGGGGCUGGAAACUCCUGCCCCAGAGAGCUGUAGCCACGCUCUAUUGACUAGCCAGAGCUGGAAGUCCUGGGAAUCUGCUUUCCUGGGGCAUGUAACUCUGGCUAGGAGAAGGGAUGAAGAGUGAGGUGCUCUGACUGGAUAGGAUAAAUUUCUUUUGUCCCCCCUGUCCUCUCUUCCUGAGGAUAAUUCCUUUACAAAAUAUUUAUUGAAGUAGAAAAUGCAUAGUGUGGUCAGUGCGUAACUUUUAAGUGUAGAAGUUGAUUAAUUUUUUUAACAUAUGAAUACAUUUGUGUAUUAAUAUAAUGAACAUGCCAGAAGCCUAGAAAGCUCCCUCCCUUGUGCCCCUUUGUACCCCACCUGCAGGUAACUGCUAUUCUGAACUUAGAUGAGUUCUGUCUUUCCUUAAAUGCUGCAUAAAUGGAGCCACACAGUAUGCAUUCUUUUGCACCUGUCUUCUUUUGCUUAUCGUUAUGCCUGGGAGAUUCUGCCAUUGGAUUUUGCAGGAAAUAGGUGCCUGGAUGGGGAAGAUCCUCUGCAGUCUCUUUUGCAUAUGCCCCUGAGCUUGGCUCCUUCCUGGAAGCUAGGGUGUGAAGGCUUUAAAACGUGGCCUCCGAAUUUCUUGACAUUCCUCUUCCUUAAUAGCUGGAAUACUAGUGCUUGGAGCACUGGGCCACUAUGUAGGAAGUCUCAGUACCCCAAGGCCACCAUGCACCGAGGAAGCCAGGCUACAGGGAGAGGCCACAUGUAGGUGCUCUGUUGUUAAUCCCAGCUUUUGAGUCUCCCAUCAUGUGAGCAAAUGGGCCCAAGAUAACUACAGCCCUAGCCAUGAAAUCAUCCCCUGCCUUCAAGGUCCCAGAUUAUGAUACAGAGACAAGUCAUCCCUCUGGUCACCCUGUUCACCCCAUGUCCUGCCCAAGUUACUGACCCACAGAAUCAAAGUGCAUAAUAAAAAUGGUUAUCUUAAGAUGCUAAAUUCUGGGGUAAAUUGUUAUGCAGCAAUAAUAACUGGAACACAGGGUGAGAAGUGGCUGGACUUGGGGAGGGUGAGUUUAGCCUUCUCACUGGGUGGCUUUACCAUAGUAAGUCCACUGGCUGAUGUACAGCCCUGCCUUGGCCUCAUCCUCUGGUCCUAUCUUCAGAGCUUCUGUUAUUCACUUUAGGCCAGUUGUAAAUUGUCUGCCCCAUUCCCUCUAAAGCAAAAGGUAUCUCCUGGUAAAGGUAUGGUUUUUGUCUGUAGGCUUUUGCCUCCCUUCCAGAGUCUCCUGAAGAGGUGGGCACGUGGAAUAUUUGGAUAGGACAGUUUCUGGCAUGUGCAAGUAAAUUGCUUAACACAGCCCCAGGCACACAGAGCUCAAGAGAUGUGUCUGCCAAAGGCAUUAUCCUUCCCUACCAUAUAGUCUGUUCUUUCAUCGCUAAAAAUAAAUGCCUGGGGCUGGGUGAUUUACAAAGAAAAGGUUUUAAUUGGCUCCUUGUUCUGUAGGCUACACAGGAAGCAUGGCGCUGGCAUCUGCUCCUGGUGAGGGCCUUAGGAAGCUUACAAUCACGGAGGAGAGCAAGUGGGAAGCAGAGUGACACGCUUGAGAAGAGUGAUGAAUUAUAUUGAUGAUUCAACGUCUCUUGGUUUUACUCCUGCACCACCCAAAGAGAAAAUAAUAAGACAAGAACAUUUCUUUUUCUAUCUCAGUGUCAUAAUAUGACAUUGUAUUAUUACAGUGCAGUGUAACCACAUUUCAGAAGAGAAUGCGUAGCUCAAAACACCGAAGUAGAUGGGGAGGCCAAGGCCUUAAUUCUUCCGGAAACUGGACCGGUGCUGGGUUCUAGGGUGUGUUCAGCGUCAGAAUCAUCAGCAGGGUAAGUUCCUUUUGCUAAGGGUUCUUCUAGCCCCUGAACCCUAAGGCUCCGGGGUAGACAAUUCCAGAUGCCACAGGGCCCUGGAAGAAGGAGAGAGGUUGGGCUUAGGUGGUCCCUCUGGGGUCUCAGGCUGCAGGGUCUGCCUCCCGGUGGCAGGGCUGGAAGCCAGCUCUGGGACUCCUGGAGCUCAGGGGGAGGUCAAGGCUGAGGAGCAGCUCAUCUCCACCAGAGGUCAGCAUCACCGAGGGGUCCGGGACACAGCAGCCAAACAGCCAGGCUCAGGAGGCAGCUCCGUGCUUGAGCGGGCUCAGCCAGGUCAGUUCUUUCCUCCUCCCCAACCAUCCUCAGGCCUCGAGCAGUCCUAAGAGUGGGAGAUGCUGUAGCGCUAGUGUUGUGCCUUCUUGGCAAGCGUAGAUUUCUGCUGGAUUCCCGUGGACCCGCGGGACCCUGAAACUGAUGGGUCAUUCAUCAGCCAAGCCCUGCAGCAUCCGGGGCAGCUACCUCUCUGUGCUCACACCGAGCUGUGGACCAUCCACUGGCUUCUGUCAAAGCCUUGGGCAGGUGGGGCAGUCACUUUCUACACUUCAAGGAACGAACGUGCUGUGAGCCUACGUGAAUUUUUCUCCACUCAAUCUCAUUGUCCUUGUGAGAGAUGGGUUCCAUCUACGAGAUGUCUGUGCCGUCCCCCCUUCACUGAAGCAACAGUAGGUCAUGUCUGAAUGCAGAAGCAAGGCCUCAUGCUGGGAAAACACAUCCUGACUGUAGAGCUCUCAGGCUUCUACAGUCAAAGCCAAAGGUUCAAAUCCUCUUUUUAUUACUCAGAAGCCACAUGGCCCUGAGCCAGUGAAGUAACUCUCUGAACCUCAGUUUACCAAUCUGUAAGACAGAGAUCAUGUAAGUGAUGACAUUGAAACUUACAUCAGGGAGAAGCAUCUGAGUGUGCUUUUGCAGUGCCUGGUAAUACCCUUUACCUAAUAGGAUGUAACACAUUACCUAUUACUACAGGAGGAGGGAAAUCACAUCUCUCUUUGAUUCUACUUUGUGACAAACUACCUGUGAUUGGAAAAUUGGAAUUGGAGUCCUCUCCUUAAUAUGGACCUUUGACAUAAAAAACUGUACCUGUUUCCUAAUGAACCUACCCAUCCUGACCCACCCUCAAAGAUGCCUCCAGAGUGAGCGCCUCCAGAGUGAGCAUCCUAAGGCUUAGAUGUGAUCCUUCAGCUCAGCAUGAGCCAACAGGAAUAUAGCAGAAGCUGCAUCUGUGAUUUUAAUUUUCUUAGGAGACACACUGAAAAAGUAAAGGAGGCUGGGCUCGGGGGCUCACUCCUAUAAACUCAGCACUUUGGGAGGCCAGUGUGGGCGGAUCACUUGAGAUCAGGAUUUUCGAGACCAAAAAUCCAGACAUUUUGUCAAUAUGGCAAAACCCUGUCUCUACCAAAAAUGCAAAAAUUAGCUGGGCAUGGUGGCUCAUACCUGUGAUCCUAGCUACUCAGGAGGCUGAGGCAGGAGAAUCGCUUGAACCUAAAAGGUGGAGGUUGUAGUGAGGUGAAAUCACACUCCAGCCUGGGCGACAGAGCAAGACGCCAUUUAAAAAAAAAAAUGUAAAGGAAACCAAAGAAGUAAACUUCAUUUUAACAAUAUAUUGACUUUGAUAUAUCCAAAAUGUUAUCAUUUCGACAUGGAAUCAAUAGAAAAUAUUACUAAUGAGAUAUAUUAUAUUCUUUUUUUUUUUUGAGACAGAGUCUCGCUUUGUUGCCCAGGCUGGAGUGCAACGGCACGAUCUCGGCUCACUGCAACCUACACUCCCGGAUUCAAGCGAUUCUCCUGCCUCAGCCUCCUGAGUAGCUGGGACUACCGGCGCGUGCCACCACACCCGGUUAAUUUUUAUAUUUUUAGUAGAGAUGGGGGUUCCACUGUGUUAGCCAGGAUGGUCUCGAUCUCCUGACCUUGCGAUACACCCGCCUCGGCCUCCUGAAGUGCUGGGAUUGCAGGCGUGAGCCACCGCGCCUGGCCCUUUUUUUUUUCUAUGAAGUCUUUGAAACCCAGUGUGUGUUCUACACCUGCAGUGCCCCUCCAUCCACCUGGCCACAUUUCCAGCGCUUCACAGCCUCGUGGCGAGUGGCUCGCCCACUGCACAAUUCAAGGUUAGCUCUGCAGCAGCCCUGUAUCAGCAGCAAAAUGGCAUUGGCUAAUUUUCUUAACCUUAUCUCACGUUAGUCCUAGGACAUGUCAUAUUCUUUCUUUCGCAUCUUUGCACGUUGGCCCUCAUGGCAUUCUCUGCAUCCUAUCUCCUUUUCCUGGCUGAAUCCUUACAUCAGCCCUGGGGCAGUAGAGACUCUAAUGACUCCCUAUUUUAAGGAGAAAACUGAGGCUUGAAAUGAUCACACUCCUUGGUGCUCCAUGGCAAAGUGACUUGUAAGUGGUGACCUGACUCCAGCCUCUUUGUUCUGAACCACUCUUCUCUUCUGAAGGUUGAAUGAGCAGGAAUGCCAGGACUGGAAUGGAAAUGGGCUGCUGGGGGCAGGAGUGAGUGUCUGGUCAACAGAGGUAUUCAAGAGACCGCUGGAUGGUCCUCAGAGUGGGUGCGGUAGAGAUUUCUGCACUGCAUUGGGAUCGGGAUGCAGGUUGAAGAUGCUCAUGGCAGGUCCAGGGAUGUGGAAUGUUUUCUGUUCCAGGGAGGUUUAUGGGGCCGGUUUAUGGGGCAUUGUGGCCUCUGGUGCUUGUUCGAGCCCCAGGGUGGAAGGCUUGAUCUCCUCCUUUAGCUGUGCAAGGCUGGCUUUCCCCAAGCUCCCCUUGCCUUUGUGCAGCUUCUGGGCUGAUUGCGCUGGUCUUCUCCCCUGGAGGGCCUGGCCCUGCAUCCUCCCAUUGUCAGUGCUGAUAUAUAUCUCAUUAAUGUAGACUCACUGUAAAUAUUUUUAGAAAUACCACGUUGCUCUCCUGAAGGCUGGCAGGGCUGAGUGUGAGCCAGCCUGGUCCUGUCAGCCUCUUCCUGGCCUCCUUCCUGCCUCUGCUGUGCUUCCUGUCCUCACUGUCUCCUGCCCAAGUCCCUCCUCUCAGCCAAACAAAGGCUUCCUCUGCACCCAACCUUGGGGAUGGGAGGAGAAGACGGGUGGCAUAGGGACACCUGGACGAAACCCUUUUGCUCUCCCCAUCCGAAGGUCAAGUGCAUGGAGGAGAUCGUGGCCACAACCUUUCAGCAUCAAAGGCCGUCUCGCCUGCUUUCCUGUUCUCCCCACAGUGAGUCCCUUUUAAGGAAGGAGACUGUUGAUCUAACCCACCUUGUUUACGAAAUCGUAAUGAAUUCAUCUGCUCAGUUUUUAUUCAUCAAAAGCAUGCUGAGCAGCAUGGAGUAGCCGGGGUCCCCACGCUGACUUGGUAAAGUCCAAGCUCGUGGUGCUGGUGCUUGACAUUUAAAGAGGGUUAUCUUAUGAUAGGGUGAGGAGAAUGAACCAUUUCCACAGCAUUUCACUUGGGCUGAUACUGCCUCUCCCCAUGUCUAUCAUCGACAGUCUCUGAUGUCAGCUUGGGAAUCAAUGGGCUAGUAACAUUUUAGGUGUCUUUCCUGUUCUAAGUCACGAAAACCCAGUGCCCAUUCAGAUUAUUCAGAUUGUUCUAAGAAAGUUCCCUUUCUUUUCUUUUCUUUUUCUUUCCUUUCUUUCAUCUCUCUCUCUCUCUCUCUCUCUCCCCGCCCCGCUCCCUCCCUCCCUCUCUUCUUUUGUCUUUUCUUUCUUUCUUUCUGGAGUUUCACUCUCGUUGUCCAGGAUGGAGUGCAAUGGUGUGAUCUCGGCUCACAGCAACCUCCUGGGUUCGAGCAAUUCUCCUGCCUCAGCCUUCUGAGUAGCUGGAAUUACAGGUGUCCACCACUAUGCCCAGCUAAUAUUUUGUAUUUUUGGUAGAGAUGUGGUUUCACCAUGUUGGCCAGGUUGGUCUCGAACUCCUGACCUCAGGUGAUCUACCCACCUUGGCCUCCCAUUGUGCUGGGUUACAGGUGUGAGCUACUGGGCCCGGCCCCUAAGAAAGUUCUGAUUGCUCCUGAGGUUACAGAAAUGAGGGUCCUCCAAUCCCAGUGCAUUUAUUAGAGGCUACCAUGUAUAGGGUGCCUUACCGAGUAAUGGGGGAUGGGUGGGUAAUGGUAGGUAAAAGGGUGACAGGAGGUGGCUGGGAGAUAAGGAAAGGCUUCCAGACUUCCUUAUCCCUGAUGCUCACAGUCUAACAAAUAGCCCAUCAAACUGGGUGUGCUGCUGUUGUGGGGAGAAUGGAUUCUCAGGUGAUCCUGUCAUUCAUCAACAAGAGAGUCAGUUUGUCUCCCACUUUGGAUCUUUUUGCAAGAAACCUACUUCUCCAACCACAUCUGGAAGCUAUUGCCAUAAUUCCCAGAAUCAUGGAAAGGCAGACUUGGCCGGCGCAAUGUCCUCAUGUACAGAUAGAAAAACCAAGGCACAGAGAGGGGCAAAAGCCUUGUCCGGGGUACAAAGCAAGCUAGUUACUGGGGUUUAGGUAAGAUAUCAGUGACCCCAAGAGACCCCCUCGUCUACGCUAUUUGAAAUGCCAGUUUCCAUUUAUUCUCCUCAUCGUUCUCCAGUUUCUCUGUCUCUGUAAUGCUUAUCGUUACCCGAGUUCUCUGCACUUACUUAAUUUUCAUCGUGUGUCUCCGUUCCACCUCUGGAAUGAAAGUGCAGGAAACCAAGGACAUACCUUGAAUUGCUCACACUGUAUGCCCAGUGCCUCGAAUAGUCUGGCACAUAGUAGUUGCUCAAUAUUUUCUGAGUGAAUGAAUUAGUAGCCAGGAUGGGAUUAGAAUUCAUAUCCCUGGGUCCUAGGCCAGUGAGUGAGUUUUCUUGCUGUCCCCAGAGACUGGGGAGUUCUGGGAGUUUGCAGUAUGGCCUUAGAAUUUGAAAUAGCACCAAAUGGUGGAGUUGGGGGUGGAGAGGGUUGUUGAGGGGGUUUCUGUUUUAACCAGGGGGCAGCUGACCAUUUGCUUUUGGUCAGAUAAGCUUCUAAAGUAGGGUGUGUGUGGGUGUGUGCGCGUGCGUGCAUGGGUGUGUCUGUGUGUGCAUGUGAGUGUGCAUGUGUGAGUGUGUGUGUCUCUGUGUGUGUGUCUGUAUGUGCAUGUGUGUGUGUGUCUGCGUGUGCGCCUAGGGCUGGGGUGGGGGGGGUGUUUCGCUGCUGGAGAAAGGGGAAGUGAAAUUCCUAAGUGUGGGCCGGGCAGCCAAGUUAUAUCCCGCCUGUGUCUCUGCCCUCCCUUCCCCUUCCCCUUUCCUUCAGAUAACACCACCAGCUGUUAGGGACACAGCUGUGGCUGCCUCUCGGGAAGGAGAGAAAAAGGCCCUGUUGCCCUGGUGAGUUCCCAAGCUGUGGAGUUCAAAGCAGACCUGUGAAUUGAGGGGGCUGGAGCCAGAGCUAGGAGGGAGGAGGUGAGAAGUCAGGAAGGGACAGAAAGGCAGUACUUCCACUUUGAUGUCUCCAGCCCACAGCUUUGGGUGGGUCUGGGUGAGGUCCCAGCAGAGGGGUUUAGCUUCCCCCCACCCCAAACUCUUAGAGAGCCCCAGUGAAGCACCUGCCUGUACUCCAAGCCAGAUGUUUAUUCAGAUCCCCGAUCCCACUGCCCACAAGCAAGCGCACCCAGUAUACAUGCCUCCGGUGAAUGUGUGCAUUCAGUGCACACUCAUGCCUACAACACACACACACAAGCACACUCUUCUGUACACGUUAAUGUACAAGCAAGCUCACUCUUCUACAUGCGUGAAUGCGUGCACCAACACACACUCAUAUCCCCAUGCACACACAAGUCCAGCCUGCUCACAAGCACCUCCAGGCUUCACACACAAACCUUGCAUUCACAGGCUGGGCGCGGUGGCUCACAUCUGUAAUCCAGCACUUUGGGAGGCCCAGGCAAGCGGAUCACGAGGUCAAGAGAUCGAGACCAUCCUGGCCAACAUGGUGAAACCCCAUCUCUAUGUAUUUUGUAAAAAUACAAAAAUUAGCUGGACAUGGUGGCACGCGCCUGUAAUCCCAGCUACUCGGGAGGCUGAGGCAGGAGAAUUGCUUGAACCUGGGAGAUGGAGGUUGCAGUGAGCUGAGAUCGCGCCAUUGUACUCCAGCCUGGUGACAGAGUGAGACUCUAUCUCAAAAAAAUAAAACCAUAAAAACUUGCAUUCACAAAGCACACAUAGCCAGCAUGUCCAUGGCCACAAGCCAAGUCAGUCUCUGCUUUUGAAGCCAGGCACAAACCUGGGGGUGGGGUGGGUGAGGGAUUUUGAACCACUGACUCCAGAGGUCUCCCAGAAGUCUGGGCUCUCCUCACUCCUCACAGGGCACUGGAGCAGGUCCGGGUGCUUUUCUGCCAGGUGUCAUUCAUCUCAGUCUCAUCACAAUGCCCUGAAGAAAUCACCCUGGAGCGAGAGGGACGUUCCCCAGGAAACCUGUUCAGUCCUCUCCAGCACAGUCCAGCUCCAGGCACCCCGGCCAACAGACUUGCCUUAGCUGUUGGCUGGCCACAUAGCUCAGAGUAGAUUUUCCUGGAUCACUUUAGCAAAAGUCCCCUUGUUAAUACAGUAGCGCAGCUCUGGGGUGAAGACCCAAGUCUUCAGCACCCUAUUACUUCAGCACUUUUGUUACUUUAAUUCAACAGAUUUUACCAGGUGCCAAGUUGGGUAGGGGGCAGAAAUGGAAAGCAGGUAUCUGUCCCAGGCCUUUUAUAUGUCUAGUGUGCGGGCAGCUUCUGAGCCUCGGGACCUACAAGGUCCAUCUUCAGCUACUGAUCCUAUUUUCCAGCCUGUCUUCUGUGUGGAAUGGUGCAGUGUGGAACAGGGACAGAUGGGAUCAGGCGGGAUGAGGAGUAAGCUGGCUAAUUCUGCUCACUUCAGGCUGUCAUUGCAGGGGGCACUCAGGCCAUCUGGUUACAGCUGGCUCCUGUAUGGAGGCCGGAUCUUAUCAGCACUCUACCCUGUCUGGUCCCAAAUGGUGGCCUCUUCCCAGCCGUGGUUCCCAAUUCCCUCCCCUCUCAAUGAGUCUGGUUCCUCUAGUGAGAUUAACUGCUCUUUACCCUCUCCAGGGCAGAGAGCCUGGAGCUCAGCAGAUGAAAGGGAUGGAUCCAUAUCCUUUCCCACAGGGUCUCCAGGCUCCAGUCUGGCUCAGCACCCCAGUGGGAACAGCUGAGGGGAGGGAGACAAGGAUCUGAUUUCAGGAAUGCUCCAAGCUCACUCACUCCCUUCUCUCUGUGUUUCUAGCUGCAAAGGGCACAGACACCUGCAUCUUUCUGGGAGAAUCAUGGGAGAACUGGGAUCACUCGGGUGUCCCAAACUUGGUCUUGAUCCUGGAAUGUCCCAAGCAGUAAUGUUUACUCAUAAAAGGGCCAUCUAUUAUGCCCUCACCUGAGCCAAACUGGUCCCUACACAACUCCUAGGUCCCCUUUGAUAGGUAAAGAUAACUUACCACUGAAGAAGUCUGGUGUGGCCACAGGUUAAUAUUUCUGCCCAACCAUACUGUCGGGAUAUAAUGAAAACCAUUCUGCCAUCUGCACAGAACUUCUGUUAGCCAAAAAUGCAGGAGCAAGAGGCCCCAAACAAUUCCUACCCUGUGUACUGUGAGAUGGAUGGAGCCCCCGUUCUGGGUCCUAUUGGGUGUCGCAGCCCCCGCUGUGCAGACUGCCAAGAUUCCAGAGGCAGAGUCCUGUUAGCUUCCUAGCUGGCACCAGGCAACCAGGAAUUCUCUUUGGCAAUGGUUAGACCCGAGGUGGUUUCUGGAUCAAGUUCUGGUGCUAGCCUUACAUGUACGGAUCAUUGCCUGGCAGGAUUCUUAGACCCUGUCUAAUCAAGUGUGAGGAGUGUCUAUAAGUAGUCACUCUAUUUAAAAUCUCAACUGGGAGAGCAUAUUUUAAGGUAAAUUACAGGUAUCCUGGCAUCACUCUACAUUUCUACAAUGCUUAACAGAUGACACACCCCCCAAUUUAAAAAGGAUUGGGCAUGUUUCAUUGGGGACAUGGUGGUUUAGUCCAUGGGCUCAAGACAGCUUUGGUUCAAAUUCUGGCUCUGACAAUGACUGCGGGGUGAUCCUGGCUAACUGGCUUCACCUCUGUGCGCCUCAUCUGUAAAUUGAGGCCAAUGAGAGCACCUGCCUCCUGAUGUUGUUUUGACAACUAAAAGAGAUAAUAAAUAUAUGUAAAAGGUAUGCAAUGUUUAGAAGAAUGCCUGGCACAUAGCGAGGGGGCAACAUGCCGUCCUCAUGAGAAACGCCAACGUACUCAUUUCUCCACAUCUCACGCAGGUAAAGGUCACGGGAUCUUUCUGAUUUCUCUCUCCAGCCUUCUCUCCUGUAUCUCCCCGCUGCACUCUAAGGCUUUCUCUACCUCUGCAUUUUAUGUUUCCUCCUUCUGGCCCAUCCUCUCUGUUCUUCUACCUUCUAUUCUUGGCAAGCUCCUGUUUAAAGAAUACAAACUUGGGGGCCAAAAGCAUGUUUUACUUAUCAUGGUCUAUGCUUUUUUUUUUUUUAAGUUAAAAUGGAUUUCUAACAUUGACAAACAUGGAGAUUUCUUAUAAAAAUCCAUAAUUUGAGGGCCAGGCGCGGUGGCUCACGCCUGUAAUCCCAGCACUUUGGGAGGCUGAGGUGGGUGGAUCACCCACGAGGUCAAGAGAUUGAGACCAUCCUGGUCAACAUGGUGAAACGCUGUCUCUACCAAAAAUACAAAAAAUUAGCUGGACAUGGUGGCGUGCGCCUGUAGUCCCAGCUACUUGGGAGGCUGAAGCAGGAGAAUUGCCUGAACCCAGGAGGCGGAGGUUGCUGUGAGCCAAGAUCGUGCCAUUGCACUCCAGCCUGGGUAACAAGAGGGAAACUCUGUCUCAAAUAAAAAAAAAAAAAUCCAUAAUUUGAAAUUAUCUUGGAAAAACCAUAAGACUCAGUCAUGCUGGGGUCCAGCUUUCUGCAUAACAAUCAGAGACUAGAGCUGAAGAGGCCUCCUUAAGAUGGAAUGGGCACGCUCCAGUUUGCCAGUCUUCACCACUCUCUAUUGUCUCAAACUUGGCUUUUGAGUUGGACGCCCCCAUUUUAAGAUCUCUGCAGAAGAUUUUCUGAUGCACUCUCCCUCCAGACAAUGGAGGAUUUUGUAAUAACUUAAGAAAAAAGUAUAUAAUGAGACAGGGUCUUGCUGUGUUGUCCAGGCUGGUCUUGGACUCCUUGGCUCAAGCAAUCAUACUUCCUCAGCCUCCCAAAGUGCUGGGAUUAUAAGCAUGCACUACCCUGCCCCAGCAAUUCCAGCUUUUGUAAGUCCUUUGCCUUUGAGUGGUCAUGGCUCAUCUUCUGAUUUUGUUCCAGCUCACUGUUACCCAGCUUUAGGUGGCUUCCCCAACUCUUCGAGGUAGUGGAAAGGGUGCGUAUUUUAAAAAAGUCUUUCCAUGCAUCUUUCUUCCUUACUGCCUAGAGGCCCCAGAGAGGUGAUGAGAAGGGGCAAAGUGAUCUUCUACAGAAUGUUUUCCACAGCGUCCUCCAGUGACUGCGUCUUUCCCUAGAGAUCUUCCUUCUCUAGCUCAACUUCCUGACCCCCUGAGGUCUUAUAGAAACCUCUAUAAGGAGGUUAGUAAAAAUCUGAGAACUGGAAUGUAUCCAUGUUCUUGCCAUGUAGUAAUUCAUACAUUCAUUCCUCCAUCUAUGGAUUCCUCUUUUUCACUCACCCCCUAAUUCAUCCAUCCACUUACUCAACAGCCAUUCAUUCACCUGACCAGGUGUGGUGGCUCACGCGUGUAAUUCCAGCACUCUGGGAGGCUGAGGUGGGUGGGUCAUCUGAGGUCAGGAGUUUGAGACCAGCCUGGCCAAUAUGAUGAAACCCCGUCUCUACUAAAAAUACAAAAAAAAUCAGCCGGGCAUGGUGGCAGGUGUCUUUAAUCCCAGCUACUUGGGAAACUGAGGCAGGAGAAUCACUUGAACCCGGGAGGUGGAGGUUGCAGUGAGCUGAGAUGGUGCCACUGCACUCCAGCCUGGGCUACAAGAGCAAAACACUUCCAAACAACAACAAUAACCAAAAAAUCAGCCAUUCACCUAUGACAUGCUGGGCAUUGUGUUACGUGCUUGGAGAAGAAGAAAAGCGAAUAAUCAACUGUAGCAGAAUUCACUUUAUUACCUUGGGCAAAACGUUGACCUUGCUGGGCCUUAGUUUCCUGUAGAUUUAAUCACUUGCUGAGAGAGAAUUUUGUCCUGGGUUUCUCCCAUCCCAUGACUCUGUCCUUAACCUUCUAAAGCAUCCUGUGCCAUCUGCAAACUGCAAAUUGCUAUCUUUACGAGUGUAGGGGGAUUUCUCUAGAAAUCUCUUUGUAUAAACCAUGAAAGAGGAAGGGUCAGAGCCAAGAGGUAGAGGAAGAUGAAGUGAGAGGCAAAGAAGGAGAAGGCCCUCCUGUGACACCUGGUCUGUGUGGGGGCUGGGGGUGCAAAAAGGGAGCCGAGGGGGCCAGACCCGUCUGCCAGGAGGUCCUGCCAGAUGCCCUGACCAUCCUGCAAAAUCUCACCCCCUCCUUGCUCCCUACCAGCCCUAGCUCCAGCUCAGGCUGGAUUGCAAUCUGCACAAUGUGUCCCACUUAGAUUGGACGGGUGGGGGUGAGAACGGGGAGAGCGGAGACCCCUGAGGAGAGAGUGAGGGAGUGCCCUAAAGGGCAGGCAGGAAGUGGUGGCCCGAGGACACUGGAGGGGUAGAGGCUGGGGUGAAGACCGGUGGCAGCCAGAGUGGGGAGGCGGGGCCAGGGGAGCGGACUUGCGAAAGCACAGAUAAUGUUCAGCCCAGCACAGUAGGGGUCAGUUUGGUCCACUUGCCAAGUGACAAAAAGAAAAAAAAAAGUGGGCUGUCACUUAAAGAUCUGGACUCACAGGAGAGGGGCUGGUCUGGAGGUGGGAGGAGGCAGUGACAAGUCAAGGAGGAGACUGGGACUCAGGAGGGUGCGAGGAAGCGUCUUAACUGAGACGGGGCAAGGCAGGCGACAGUGGAGGAAGGUCUGCAGGAGAGAGGCUUCCUCCAGGGUCUGGAGAACCCAGAGGCAGCUCCUCCUGCGUGCUGGGAAGGACUCUGGGCACCUUCAGCCCUUCUACCGUCUGAGGCUCAAGCCGGAAAUUCAGGGUGCUUGCAGAGUGGGUGAUAGAGCCACGGAGCCGGUGUGCCUGGGACCCCCUGCCCGUCUUCUCUCCACUCCCCAGCAUGGAGGAAGGUGGUGAUUUUGACAACUACUAUGGGGCGGACAACCAGUCUGAGUGUGAGUACACAGACUGGAAAUCCUCGGGGGCCCUCAUCCCUGCCAUCUACAUGUUGGUCUUCCUCCUGGGCACCUCGGGCAACGGUCUGGUGCUCUGGACCGUGUUUCGGACCAGCCGGGAGAAGAGGCGUUCAGCUGAUAUCUUCAUCGCUAGCCUGGCGGUGGCUGACCUGACCUUCGUGGUGACGCUGCCCUUGUGGGCCACCUACACAUACCGGGACUAUGACUGGCCCUUUGGGACCUUCUCCUGCAAGCUCAGCAGCUACCUCAUCUUCGUCAACAUGUAUGCCAGCGUCUUCUGCCUCACCGGCCUCAGCUUCGACCGCUACCUGGCUAUCGUGAGGCCGGUGGCCAAUGCUCGGCUGAGGCUGCGGGUCAGUGGGGCUGUGGCCACGGCGGUCCUGUGGGUGCUGGCUGCCCUCCUGGCCAUGCCCGUCAUGGUGUUCCGCACCACCGGGGACCUGGAGAACACCACCAAGGUGCAAUGCUACAUGGACUACUCCGUGGUGGCCACCGUGAACUCGGAGUGGGCCUGGGAGGUGGGCCUGGGGGUCUCGUCCACCGCCGUAGGCUUCGUGGUGCCCUUCACCAUCAUGCUGACCUGUUACUUCUUCAUCGCCCAAACCAUUGCUGGUCACUUCCGCAAGGAGCGAAUCGAGGGCCUGCGGAAGCGGCGCCGGCUGCUGAGCAUCAUCGUGGUGCUGGUGGUGACCUUUGCCCUGUGUUGGAUGCCCUACCACCUGGUGAAGACGCUGUACAUGCUGGGCAGCCUGCUGCACUGGCCCUGUGACUUCGACCUCUUCCUCAUGAACGUCUUCCCCUACUGCACCUGCAUCAGCUACAUCAACAGCUGCCUCAACCCCUUCCUCUACGCCUUCUUCGACCCCCGCUUCCGCCAGUCCUGCACCUCCAUGCUCUGCUGUGGCCACAGCAGGUGCGCAGGCACCUCCCACAGCAGCAGUGGGGAGAAGUCAGCCAGCUACUCUUCGGGGCACAGCCAGGGGCCCGGCCCCAACAUGGGCAAGGGUGGAGAGCAGAUGCACGAGAAAUCCAUCCCCUACAGCCAGGAGACCCUCGUGGUUGACUAGGGCCGGGAGCAGAGAGAAGCCUGGUUCCCUCGGCCCUCCCCAGCCUUUGCCCUUGCUUUCUGAAAACCAGGUAGUGUGGCUACACCUUCUCCCUGCACGUCCUUUCACUGCCCCCUGACUCCCGUCCCACGCUGUCCUCCUCUACUUUUUUAUUCUUUCUCAGAGAUUUGUGCUUUAGGGGAAAGAGACUGGGUCCUAUAGACCUGACUGUACACAAGCUGUUUCAUCUCACUCAGCCUCAGUUUCUCCAUUGGUAUGAAAUGGGGAAAGUCGUAUUGACCCUAAAAUGUUGAGCCUGAGUCUGGACUCGAUAAAAGCUUAUUUCCCUCCACUGCUUUCUUAGAUCUGCAGCCGUCUUUUCUCUCUCCUUUCCAUGUAUUUUUUUCCCCCUCACCACUCUCUGCAGCUGUCACUCCUCAUCCCUGCCUUCUGGCACCAAUCCCCUCCUGCAGCUCAUCCCCCUGUCUCCAUCCCUCCUUCUCCCUUGCCUACUUUCCUGCUCUGAAGGGCUACUAAGGGUUAAGGAUCCCAAAGCUUGCGGAGACUGGCCCUGUGUAAGCUCUCUAUCCUGUUUUCUGAGUGUGAGGCAGGGAAUGGGCUGGGGCAGGGGUGGGCUGUGUGUCCGCAGAGAGUUAGCGCUCCAGCCCUUAGAGCCGGGUGCUCCAGACCUUGCCCUAAGAUUGGAUCACUUCCCUGUCAUUUCAGGAAAUGCUAGUGUGAUUCCUGCAGUCCCUCCUUGGGACCGUGACACUGACUAGAGAUGCAUUCUCCAAAUUUUCUGCAGACCCUUUCAUCCUUCCUCUAUUUUCUCUGGGAAUUGGAAGGCAGCAGGGCUGAUGAAUGGACAUGCUCCUUAGUUUCACUAUGUGAGUGGGGAGUUGGGAAGGGAAACAGAGAGAGAGAGAGAGAGAGAGAGAGAGAGAGAGAGAGAGAGAGAGAGAGAGAGAGAGGAUGGAGGGGCGUUUGCAUUUAGUCUAGACGUUGCUUGGCUUCCUCCCCAGGUCCUCAUCUCUCUGACUUCCUGCAAAACUGUGAGCUGAAGGUUUUCUCCAUUUCCCCAUCUUGCCCCAUCAUUUCAAUUUGUUUUUUGGGCACUGGUGCUACUUGGUGCCAAGAGUAACACUGGUUGUGGUGGAGAUGCCUGCUUCUUGUCUGUGUGUGUGUACUUAUAUGUCUAUAUGGACGAGCCUGGCAUGAACAGUGGUGUGUCUGGGUCACUUGGAUGAACCCCCUCCCAUCCCCAACUCCACUGCCUCUGCUGUUCACACAUGACCCUUGGCAGGGGGUGGUGGGGUGGGGCUGGGUAGGGACACACUGAGGCAAUGAAGAAUGUAGAAUAAAAAUGAGUCCACCCCCCAUUGGAUUUGGGGGCUCCAACGGCUGGUCCGUGCUGUAGGAGAGAAGUUAAUGUUUGCACCAGGCUUCCUGUAGGGAGGUCCCUCCCCAAAGCAGCUGGCGCCAAGGCUUGGGAGCAGCCUACUGAGCUGGGUUCCUGCUCCUUUCUGGGCUCCAUGAAGGAAGGAAGAGGCUGGUUGAGAGCCUCUCUUGGCCCCUUUCCGGUGCCUCCCACCUGGCUUCAAAUGUAUGGGCACUGCCCUCAUCAUCCUUCCUUGUUCCAGGGUCAGUGGCCCUCUUCCUAAGGAGGCCCCCUGCUUGCCAUGGGCUGAAAGGCACUGGGUGGGUUUUUUCUGUCCCUACCCUCAGGAUUGGACCUCUUGGCUUCUGCUGGGUGGGGAGCCAGGAAUAGAGACUGGAACAGGCAAGAAGGGGCAGAUGGCAUGAUUUUCACACCGCCAUAGAGAUCAUGAGGAUGAAAUUCAUGGUGGAGCCUUUGUGAGCUAGAGGCGGGGGGUGUCUAUUCUGGGUUUUGUUCUUGGAGGACUCUGGAAGUGAAGGACAAGACAAGAGCAAUGGAGAUACGAAAAGCCCACCUUGAUGCAAAUGGACAUCUUGACCCUCCCUGGAAUGGCGCCAGCUCUGGGGGCAGAGGGAGGAGGAGAGGAGAAGGGAAUCCUCUCAGCCUAGUCUUCCUGUAUUAAGAUGGCAUCUUCUGCAGAGUCACCUCUACUGCCCAGAGCUGUGCUCAAAGCACCCAGUGAACACUGGGAGAGGUUUCUAUAAGGGAAGAGGGUGUCUCUCUGAGGCCUCUGUGGGUAACCUACAGAGACUUCUGCCUGGAACUCACCUGUGGUCUGGGACAGAAGCAGAGGAGGCUGCCUGCUGUGAAGCCCCUUCCCUCUCCCAGUGCCUUCUUCAGAAUGUCCGCACCGUCUUCCAAGCCUCUUAGUCACUGUGGUUCAUCAAAUAAAACUGUUUGUGCAA
Molecule: messenger RNA, 17473 nt
Organism: Callithrix jacchus (white-tufted-ear marmoset)
Lineage: Eukaryota; Metazoa; Chordata; Mammalia; Primates; Cebidae
Source: RefSeq, a predicted model, not a curated record